CUGUUUCUAGUGAGGCGUGUCAGUGUACACGGAGCGGUGUGUGUGUGUGUGUCCGUGUCCGGUGUGUGUAACAUGAAGGACAGGUCCGAGCCCUCCGUUCUCCAUCAGAAAUGACCAAACUCCCUCCGUCACUUUUGCGCGGCGGCAGAUAAGGAACCACGCGAUAUUUAAAGAACACGCCUGUAGCUUCGUGCCGCUGUUAGCUGCUGCGUUGUUAUGUCGUGUGUCGCCUGUAGCUUCUGUGUGUGUCUGUGACUACAGACUGUGGGUGUCCGCGUCAGUGAUGCGGUUCAACGAGAAGGAGCUGGUGUUUCUGAGCCGGCAGCCGUCAGAGAAGGCAGCUGAGCUGGGGAUGAGAGGACCCAAGAAAGGAGACGUUGUAAAGAGGAGGCUGGUGAAGCUCGUAGUCAACUUCCUCUUUUACUUCCGGACUGAUGAGGAGGAGCCGAUUGGAGCUCUGCUGCUGGAGCAGUGCAGGGUGGAGAGAGAGGACAGUCAGAGCUUCUCCUUGGCUUUCCUGGAUGAAGCAGAGAGGAAGUAUCUGUUCGAGUGUGACUCAGAGGAACAGUGUGGGGAGUGGGUCGACUCCAUCAUCAAAGCCAGUUACGAGUUCAUGAGGAAGAAUCUGGUAUUUUAUCGAACUGAAAUCCACAGGCUCACUGGCAAGGACCCCCUGGAGCAGUAUGGUAUAUCAGAUGAGACGCGCUUCCAGGUCAGCAACGGGCUGCAACUUACGCCUGGUGACAGCUCCUCCCUGUAGACCAGCGUUCCGCCAUUCCAAAUCCUAGUCCUUACUCAUUUGAAAGCCAUGGCAUUACUGUGCACACUCUAGACUUUUAGAAUUUCAAUGCUUUGAUUAUGUUUAGUGUUGCUCGAUACUUCUGGCAGGGUGUCUGAUAAUCAACUACUUCUCUUCUGUCAUUGCUGGUCAUUACAGGUAACACAGGGCUUGGGUAAAAUCAACGCUGUCUUAUUUUUUCUGUUUAAGGGACUGUUCUUGCCACUUCAUCUUCAGACCUCUGCCUUGGUUAAUCAGUUAAAUGUAUAAAAUGUGUUUUUAUACUGUGUCUACUACUGGACAAGCUGAACAUUCAUGUUAUCGGAUCUAUUCUGAUCAUACUUGUCUUGUACAGACGGGACUGUGACUUUCUAUCAGGACUAUUUGUGAAAUUAGCUUGACUGAGAAUCAGUUCAGGAUGUUAAUGCACACUGUUGAAGAAGUGCAUGGCCAAUUCAGAAAAAAACCUUAGGCAGUCUUCACUGUCUUAAUUUGAACUGCAUGAGCCAUUUGAUCUGCUCAGUUGAGCCACACAUUUUACUCCAACACUCCAGUAUGUAUUUAUGAGCCAGCCCAUAUAGAAUAUUUAGUUUAAAAAAAACUAUAAUUUUGCACAUAUUACUUAACUUGGUUUUAAGGUUUUUUUAUGAUUAGAAUUUCAUUAAUUUACUUGAACCUACUGUACCUUUUCUGUGGCACUUUGAUUGUUUUAGAUAAGCUGUUGGACCACGCUGAGAAACAAGGCUCUUGACAUGAUUUUAAAAAUAUAUUAUUUCUUUUUGUCAGUGUAGUGUAAUCAUGAGCUCUAAUUUAGCUCUCAACCACAUUUCACUGCAGGCCAUUGCUGUAUCCUGCAGAUAGGUGAAAUAUUGACUUCACCAGUCAACAGUCUUAACCACAAACAGGAUAUGUCAUUAAAUGUGUCUCCAGUUUUAAAACCUUUUGCACAUGGAAUGUCUUCAUUCUGUUUUUACUUCAUGUUAGACUGUUUGUUUCUUCCUAUUAUUUUAUUUUUUUUAAUUAAUAAAGCCAUUUGAAAGCUACUGUAAA
Molecule: messenger RNA, 1828 nt
Organism: Hippoglossus stenolepis (Pacific halibut)
Lineage: Eukaryota; Metazoa; Chordata; Actinopteri; Pleuronectiformes; Pleuronectidae
Gene: plekhj1
Product: pleckstrin homology domain containing, family J member 1
Exons: 6
Coding region: 284-760 (158 amino acids)
Biological process (GO): retrograde transport, endosome to Golgi; receptor recycling; endosome organization
Cellular component (GO): trans-Golgi network; early endosome; recycling endosome
Source: RefSeq, a predicted model, not a curated record